This is a messenger RNA of Boeremia exigua, 699 nucleotides long. RefSeq names its product mitochondrial export protein Som1. Gene Ontology annotation, cellular component: mitochondrial inner membrane peptidase complex. Bases 259 to 546 code for a protein of 95 amino acids. The record is from RefSeq and is a predicted model, not a curated record. The transcript is spliced from 2 exons. Lineage: Eukaryota; Fungi; Ascomycota; Dothideomycetes; Pleosporales; Didymellaceae.
ACCUGAAUCUAGGAUUUGCUUACCCUUCAGCAUCCAGUUCACGGAGAGAACUCAGAAUCUGACAACAGUGUCAGCAAAAACCCCACAACUCCCGUCAUGGACCUCAACACACCGAGCUCAAUCCCUCAACCUGAACAUCCAACAACAGCUUCUCCCCCAACCUCUUCGCCUCCACAUCAUCAUUCAUCGCCAUCCCUUUCCACAGCUCCUCCUCUUCCCCACAGCCUCUCUUCCCCCGUCCACUAAAACCCCACUCCAAUGGCCCCAGCAACACCCAUCCACGCCCUCAGCGCGCUCGAAUCCCAAAUCAACGUGCUCGCCAACGGGAGGCCUCGGAAACCGCCCGUGCGCCUGCACGACUGCGCGUUGAAAGAGUUGGUGCAGUACAAGUGCAACGUCGAGGUGUCGGAGAAGACCGGGAAGCCGAAUAUCGUGUGCGAGCAGGUGGUGCGGUUGUUGAGACAAUGUGAGAACGGGCUGAGCGUUGAGACGACGGCGUGGGAGGGGUGGAAGGCGAGGCAGGAGGACGGAGGGAAGAUGGGUUGAGUCUGGUUGUGGUCACAUGUAGGAUAGGAAGUAGCGAGGAUUAUGGGUAGCGUGUGAGAUGUCAUUAGAGAUCACGAUCAAUCUCAUUGCUAUUCUGUGCCGCCCGCAGGCUAUGACACACCUCUACACGAUUAUGGAACGCCUCACAUGCUC